AUGGGCAAGCCACUCGAACUAUUUUGGAAGCGCGAUCCAACCCAUUGGCGUGAAGUCGGCGGGAGAGGCAUUCUCAACUCCGUGCUUAAGCUCAACCGAUACCUCGCCGAUGACAGAGUCGUUUGCUUUGACCUUGUCCUCAAGACCGGCUUGAAAUGGUGUACUUCAUAUGUUGAUGGCGCCACCGCAACGACAGACAUACCUACAAACACGGUCGACUGGAUGAACCAGAGAAGAAGAUGGUUGAACGGCGCAUUUGCUUCGUCACUCUACAGCUUAGAGCUGCUGUUUCGAGUAUUCGAGACCGGCCACAAUCCGGUCCGGAUUCUGCUUUUGCUGAUUCAGAUGGUUCAAGACGUCGUCACUUUCAUUGUCGCUUUGGUUUUCCGUCGCUGGUUUAUCAUGGCCCUGGGAAGCCGUCCAAAGACGAGCGUGGUUUCUUACAUCGCCUCAUUCUUUUUCUUCGGAUUCAUCCAGUGCUACUUUCUCAUGAACCUUAUAUACCUGACCAAGAGAUUGGUGAACUCCAAAGUUGACCCCAACGGUGGCGGCCGAUACGCUUAUAUUAACGAGUACUACACCGACGUAAGGUGGCUGACGGUGCUCAUCACGGCGGUAGCAUAUUUCGUCGUCUACAUCGGCGCGGCCAUCGUCUCACUGGACCCGUGGCACCUGUUUACCUGCUGGGCGCAGUUCAUGUUCAUCUCUACCUCUUACACCAAUAUUCUGAGCAUCUAUGCCCUGUGCAACUUCAACGACACAACCUGGGGCCGCAAGGCGCAAGGGCUCCCAGAACAGUCCAAAGUCGCGGAAAUCCACCAAACAUGA
Molecule: messenger RNA, 828 nt
Organism: Chaetomium globosum CBS 148.51
Lineage: Eukaryota; Fungi; Ascomycota; Sordariomycetes; Sordariales; Chaetomiaceae
Exons: 2
Coding region: 1-828 (275 amino acids)
Cellular component (GO): cell septum; cell periphery
Molecular function (GO): chitin synthase activity
Source: RefSeq, a predicted model, not a curated record